Cyprinus carpio (common carp) is the source of this 4446-nucleotide messenger RNA. RefSeq names its product netrin 5 (gene ntn5). NCBI's taxonomy places the organism in Eukaryota, Metazoa, Chordata, Actinopteri, Cypriniformes, Cyprinidae. Gene Ontology annotation, molecular function: protein binding. The record is from RefSeq and is a predicted model, not a curated record.
GGGAGCGCCUCGUUCCUGGGGUUACCCAAAGUGUUGUUUCAAUUGCACAUUGAACUUUGAAUUGACGCCCGCGAGGGUACAAGUACAAGAUCACGGUGCGUAACCAAAAUUGCCUAAAGGGAUAUUUUCUCAGCUGAAGAAUCAGAAAACCGAAAAAAGUUUCCCUGUCUUUCCUUGCGCAUGCAUUCCCGAUGUGCUUAAUGCAUGUACAUGCAUUUAGUGUGAGUAUGUAGUAUGUGUGAGUUCUUUGCCAGUGAAGGAGUUGACGUCAGGGUGAUACGUAACCCUGCUGCGGCGCACUGAAUGCAGCAGGAACGUGCGCUGCUCAGCCUGAGAAUAUCUGUCCACUUGUCGUGCUGUUAUUGAUCAACCAGGACGCGGCUACACUGGCAACCCGCAUUGAAGCGCACAUGGCUUGAUGACAUCAUGUCCAGAUAUCACUCCCCUUCUUUCCAGACACUCUCCUUCCUCCCUCUUCUCCUCUUCACCCUCUUCCCUCUAUCCCUUCUUUCUCCUCUUCUUUCUCAAUCUCCUCUCAGCUGGACCUCUUCUCAUGACCCCUGCUACCAUCUGGAUGGGCGUCCACGCCACUGUCUAUCUGAAUUCAUCAAUACGGCCUAUGGAGUGCCUGUGAUGAUGGAGGACCUCCAGCAAGGACCCAAGACAAACAUCAGCACUUUAACAGACCUUCAUAACCCUCACAAUCUGACAUGCUGGACGGCUGCCGAAGGCUCAGGCAGUGGGGACUGGACUUUAACAGUUCCCCUAGGCAGACGCUUUGAAAUCACUUACAUUAGUCUUCAGUUCUGUCAACAGGUGGAGUCUGUAGAAUCCUACUCCAUCUCCAUCUUGAAGUCAAUGGACUUUGGCCGGAGCUGGCGCCCCUUACAGUUUUAUUCAAGCAACUGCAUGGGCACAUUCGGCCGUCCUGCGCAGUCCAUCGCUCUGACAAAGCACCAGGAGACAGAGCCGCUGUGUUCAGAUCCCAGACCACUGCAGAAGCAUCGUGGAAAUGUCGUGCUGGCCUUCUCGACUUUGGAUGGACGUCCUUCCUCACCAGAUUUUGACUACAGUCCAGGGCUCCAAGAUUGGGUGACUGCAACAGACAUAAAGAUAGUAUUUCAUCAAUCACUGGAUAAAAUGAAAAAGCAAGGAGACAAACUAAAUGAAGUGGGAGGCACAUUUAGAUGGAGGGAAAGGGGAGACAAAGCUCUGAGGUUUGGAGAGAAAAACACUGGCGUUGAAAUUUGGAGAAACAGUCGAGAAAAACAGACUUCAACACAAAGAACUAGAAACAAAAGCACUGUGCACCAAAGUGGCCUCAAUGUUACUCGAAAAGAGAUGGGAUCUCAAGGUAGAGUGGGAAGGGGCCGAAAGAAAGACAGUUACAAGCCAUGCCAGGAUGGCACAUGUGAUUGGUCCCUAAAUAUCCCGCAGCAGGGCUCCAAAGGGCGAGAGUUGAGGAGAAGAAGAAACAAUGCAGGGAGGGAGAGGUCCCAUUCUAAAUCGAGAAAAAACGCCUCACGCAGUCUCGUUCCAUCAUCUCUUUACACCCCACUGAAACCCUCUCUAGCCCUUUCUGACCUGCAGGUCGGUGGCAGGUGCAAGUGCAAUGGCCACGCCUCUCGCUGUCGUCGCGACAACCAGGGGCGUGCCGUGUGUCAGUGUGAGCAUCACACAUCUGGGCCGGACUGUGACGUGUGUGAGCAAUUUUUUUAUGAUCGACCGUGGCAACGGGCCACACCCAGCCAACCACACCCGUGCGUCCCAUGUGAAUGUAAUGGUCACUCUACUAAGUGUAGGUUCAGUAUGGCCGUGUAUCAGCAGUCUGGUCGAGUCAGUGGAGGCAUUUGUUUGAAGUGCCGGCACCACACAACGGGACGCCAUUGCCAGUUCUGCCAGAACGGAUAUAUGCGAGACCACAGCAAACCGCUCAGCCACCGCAAGGCCUGCCAGCCGUGCCAGUGCCAUCCCAUGGGUGCAGUGGGACGUUGGUGUAACCAGUCCACAGGGCAGUGUUUGUGUAGAGAAGGAGUCACAGGACAGAGGUGUAACCGUUGUGCCCCCGGGUACAAGCAAGGCCAUUCCCCCCUCCGGCCAUGCAUCCGUAUUCAGGAGGUUGCACCACCCACCCCAGUUUACCAGCCUCAGUACAGCAUUGGCGAGGAAUGUCUUUCUUACUGUCCACCUUCCCAAGCAAGAGUCAAAAUGAAUUUAGAGACAUAUUGUCUCAAGGACUAUGUGCUGAAGGUGCAGGUCAAAAGUAAGGAACGUUCCGGUCCCUGGUGGCAGUUUUCUAUAUUGGUGCAGUCAGUGUUUCGUAUGGGCUCUUCGCACGUAAAGCGAGGCAUUCAGGCCCUCUGGGUUCCAGAUCGGGAUCUGAGCUGUGGUUGCCCUGCGCUUCAGAUGGGCCGGACAUUCCUCCUGAUUGGAGCAGAGGAAAGCGGCCAGAGUUGGGUCCCUGAGGAGAGGCGAUUAGUCGCAGACCGCACCACAAUGGCUUUGCAGUGGAGGGAGCACUGGAGCCCCAAAUUAAGAGGCUUCCGUGGGCAGGACACCCGGGGAAAGUGCCUACAGGGAAAUACCACUAUGCAGAAACACUCUCACCCUAACUUGUACGAAGAAUACACCCCACCACAUCUUAAACUGCAGUCUGAGCCACACAGACCACAUAAAUAUACACACACGGCACAUAAGCAGCAUCAUUUAACCACACAAUCUGGAGGAUCAGACCUCACGCACACACACAAUAUAGGAACUCAGGGCGUACAUGGAAAAGACACAGAAAUGCACCUUGAGGAGGACCGUAAAGCUGAAAACAUCACUCAGGAAACACAGCAUGUGUCGCAGCACACCCAGGAUCCUCUCUCAGGUGCUUCAAAGACGAGUCAAGCCAAUGAGCAUGAGCAGUACCACCCAACAGCAUGUCCAACAUGGUCACCUGGGCCACCUGUCUGACAAAAUGAGAUAUUAUGAGCAGCAAUCCAAAAGGAAGUUGAAGGAGUUGUUUACCAAAAAAUUAACAUUUGCUAAAAAAUUUACUCGCACUAUCAUCCAAGAUGUGGAUGAGUUUGUUUCUAUAUAUAAUAUAUUUGGAGAAAUUUAGCAUUAUACUAUCACUUGCUCACCAGUGGAUCCUCUGCAGUGAAUGGGUGCCGUCAGAAUGAGAGUCCAAACAGCUGAUAAAAACAACACAAUAAUCCAUAUAUAACCCACACAACUCCAGUCCAUCAAUUAAUGCAUGUUUGUGAUAAACAAAUUCAUCAUUCUGGGUAAGAUAAAGUCCUUUAUCCAAUAAUAUUGGUUUCUACAGUGAAAGAGUCAUCUCGUCUGAACUAGUUGAGAAAUAUACACUGGAGGAAGCAUUAUUAUGGAUUAUGGACUUGGAUUUUGGCCAUGAAUGGAUUAUGGACUCAUAUUUGGUUGCACCUUAAUAAUGGAUUUCUUACUAACACACAGCUUUUUACUUCACAAGAUGUUAAAUGAUCAACUUGUGAAUUAUUGUGGUGUUCUUAUCAGCUGUUUGGACUCUCAUUUUGAAGGCACCCAUUCACUGCAGAGGAUCCAUUGGUGACCAGGAGAUGUAAUGCUAAAUUAUUCCAAAUUGUUCUGAUGAAGAAACAAACUCAUCUACAUCUAUGAUGGCCUGAGGGUCAAUACAUUUUUAACAAAGUCUCAUUUUUGUGAACGAUUCCUUUAAGAAAUGCCUACAGUGGGCUUACGAAAUGGCAUGGCAAGGGAUAUUUUGGUUGUCUCUAAUCUAGGAUGUUUCCUAUACAGAGUCACUCAAUCCACUGAAUAUUCACACACUUUGCUGUGAGGAUCUAAGUAUUUUUGUAUGUUGUGCUAUAUAUUCAUCUCCAGAUUACAGAGCCAUUUGUAUUAUUAUUAUUAUUAUUAUUUUAUUUUCAGAUGAAACAUGCAGGUAUUUUUCAUGUCACAUGCUCUGAGAAAUUAUUUUUGCACCUUCCCUCCAGGAAGAGAUGAGUCUAAUCCAAAUAUUAAAAGACUGAAAAUCAUCAUAUUUUACUCAACAUGAAUGGCAUCCUGUUCAGUCCACAGUAUUUAGUCUGACAGUCAGACAUGUAAGACAUUGCUGGACUGUAAGAGGCACAUUGUUUUCAUAUCAGCAGCUGACAAAUCUUAUCCAUUCUGGUCUCCAUCACUGACAGACAUGUUAAGUGUGGCUGAAGAUACGAUACGAUAUUAUAUAUACAAAUCACAUUGGCAGUGAAUUCAGACUGUAUACAACAGAUCUUUAAUAUGGUGCCUUUUUAAGUCUUAUUACUUGUGAAUAUUUUAAGCUAUCAUAUAAUAUGUAAAUGUUAUAAAUAUUUACGUAUCAAAAUGUGACAAAAUGUCUUUUUUUCUGUUUAACUUAACGCUCUACCUCAUAAUAAAUAGUUAACAAGCCUGGUAAAGUCGUUCAUUCAGUUAAAACAUUUA